AUGGCGGUGGGGGAGGCAGCCGUCGGGACACGCCUGCGGCCGAUGCGGGGCAAGGAGGAGGAGUUCAAAGUGGAGGUGUCAGAGUACCUGGGGCCUCUGCUCUUCGUGAAACUGCGCAAACGGCGCCUCCUUCAGGACGACGCCUGGUUUUGCAACUGGAUCUCCGUGCAGACCCCUGGGAGCAGCGGGGAUGAGUUCAGCUUCCCCUGUUAUCGCUGGGUGGAGGGCGAUGGAGUCCUGAGCCUGCUUGAGGGCACUGGCCGCACGGUGGUGGACGACCCUCAAGGCCUGUUCAAGAAGCACAGGGAGGAGGAGCUGGAGGAGAGAAUGAAGCUGUACCGGUGGGGCAACUGGAAGGGUGGCCUCAUCCUUAAUAUGGUUGGGGCCAAAUUGUGUGACCUGCCUGUAGAUGAGAGAUUCCUAGAAGACAAGAAAAUUGACUUUGAGGCUUCGCUGGCCAAAGGGCUGGCAGAACUAGCUGUUAAAGACUCUUUAAAUGUUCUGACUUGCUGGAAGGAUCUGGAUGACUAGAGCAAGCUGGCUAAACAAGUUCAGGAUUCCUGGAAGGAGGAUGCUUUAUUUGGGUACCAGUUCUUCAAUGGUGCCAACCCCAUGCUGAUCAGACGUUCCAAUCAGCUUCCCAGCCGCUUAGUGUUUCCCCAAGGGAUGGAGGAGCUAAAGUCCCAGCUGGAGAAGGAGCUCCAGGGACACACCCUGUUUGAAGCUGACUUCUCCCUGCUGGAUGGGAUCAAGGCCAAUGUUAUUCUGUGUAGCCAGCAGCACCUGGCAGCUCCCCUGGUGAUGCUGAAGCUGCAGCCUGAUGGGAAACUCUUGCCCAUGGCCAUCCAGCUCUUCAGCCCCAAAUCCACUCCUCUUCCUCUUUUUCAUCCAGUUGAUUGUAAACUCUCAGUGUGGAUCUUGAGAGGCUGUCUUUUCCCUGAAGAAUGGGAGCCUUUCUUACUGCAACCCUCUUUUCUGCAGGGCCUUCAGCACUCUCUGAUGUUGCUCCCCCCUGCUGUGUCCCCCCUCCCUCCCUCCCCGCCUCUCUCCCUCUAGUUUAUGCUUCCCCACCUGCAGUAUACCAUGGAAAUUAACCUCCGGGCCAGGAAGCUGGUCUCUGACUUUGGCGUUUUUCCUCAGGUGGUGAGCACAGGCGGAGGAGGCCACGUGCAGCUGCUCCAGAGAGCUGGACACUUCCUAACCUACCGAUCAUUUCCCACUGAUGACCUGGCUGACAGGGGGCUCCUGGGAGUCAACUCUUGCUACUAUGGCCAAGACGCACUGCGGCUCUGGGACAUCACAUCUCGGCACGUGGAGGGCAUCGUGAGUCUCCACUAUAAGACAGGGUUUCCCACAUCCUUACAGACUCGGGAGCAGGCUUGCCACUUCAUCACCAUGUGUAUCUUCACCUGCACUGGCCAGCAUUCUUCCGUUCACCUGGGCCAGCUGGACUGGUACACUUGGGUUCCCAACACACCCUGCACAGUGAGGCUGCCCCCACCCACCACCAAGGAUGCAACGCUGGAGACCAUCAUGGCGAUGCUGCCCAACUUCCACCAGGCUUCUCUUCAGAUGUCCAUGACUUGGCAACUGGGCAGACGUCAGCCCGUGAUGGUGGCUGUGGGCCAGCAAAAGGAGGACUAUUUCUCAGGUGCUGAGCCCAAGGCUGUGUUGAAGAAGUUCAGGGAGGAGCUGGCUGUGCUGGAUAAGGAAAUCGAGAUCCGGAAUGCAAAGCUGGAAAUGCCCUAUGAGUACCUGCGGCCCAGUCUGGUGGAAAACAGUGUGGCCAUCUGA
Echinops telfairi (small Madagascar hedgehog) is the source of this 1794-nucleotide messenger RNA. Its product is annotated as polyunsaturated fatty acid lipoxygenase ALOX15. Gene Ontology annotation, cellular component: plasma membrane; cytosol. Gene Ontology annotation, molecular function: arachidonate 15-lipoxygenase activity; arachidonate 12(S)-lipoxygenase activity; protein binding. Gene Ontology annotation, biological process: linoleic acid metabolic process; lipid oxidation. The record is from RefSeq and is a predicted model, not a curated record. Lineage: Eukaryota; Metazoa; Chordata; Mammalia; Afrosoricida; Tenrecidae.